AAAAUCAAAUCUUUCAUUGAAGAAGUGGCCAGACCAGCUGGUCAGGUACAAGGGGGCGGAGACAGUCAAGCAUCACUAUGGGUUGAGCCUCACCUGUGUGAAAAAGCAGUAUCCUUGGCAGAGAGAGAGCAGAGCAGAGGCCAACCAUGCUUGGACCAGGAAGAGAGGUGGAUGGAUAUGUGGACAGUGCAGUGAGAAGGAAGGAGACAUAGGGAAGGACUCUGAGACUGAUCUGAGCUCCUAAGUCCUGAUAGCACUCGCCUGAGAGGCUGUGAAGUAGUUUACCCCAACAAUGGCAGCUGUGUGGCGAUUUGCACUUGUCCUGUGUGUGUUGCUGAUGGUCUCCAGCAGGACGACCCUUGGCGGUGAAGCCAGGAGUGAGGACGACCACAGCACUGAGACCAGCACCGGCAGUGAGCACGGGACAAGCACCAGCGCCGACUCUGGUGCUGAUCACGGGACAAACUCGAGCUCAGGCCACGGGACGGGCACCGGGGCCGGCAGUGGCACGGACUCCCACGGGGACUCCCACGGGGACUCCCACGGAGAGCAUGGACACGGGGAGCCCAUCACCACCCUGCCCAUAGUCAGCUGGAAGUGGCACCACGUCACCACACCUUACCUGGUGGCCCUGUGGGUGCUGGUCUCCUGGCUCUGCAAACUCAUCAUCGAGGCCAACCACCAUGUGACCAGCGUGAUCCCAGAGAGCGCCCUGCUGAUCUGCUUCGGAUUCAUCCUGGGUGGGAUCAUCUGGGGGGCGGACAAGGUGCAGACCUUCACUCUGACUCCGACCGUCUUCUUCUUCUACCUGCUGCCCCAGAUCAUCCUGGACGCGGGCUACUUUAUGCCAAACAAGCUCUUCUUCAGCAACAUGGGCGCCAUCCUGACCUACGCCGUCAUCGGGACGUGCUGGAACGCCGCCACUGUGGGGCUCUCGCUGUGGGGCUGUCACAUGGGAGGGGCCAUGGGUGACCUGGACAUCGGCCUGCUGCAGUACCUGCUCUUCGGCAGUCUGAUUGCUGCCGUGGAUCCUGUGGCUGUGAUCGCCGUGUUUGAGGAGGUGCAUGUCAACGAGGUCCUCUUCAUCAUGGUGUUCGGAGAGUCGCUGCUCAACGACGGCGUAACAGUGGUCCUGUUCAACGUGUUUGAUGCAUUCGUGUCCCUGGGAGGAGCUCAAAUCGAUGCGGUGGAGAUCAUCAAAGGAAUAAUUUCCUUCUUCGUGGUUGCGUUCGGCGGCUCCCUCGUGGGCUUUGUGUUCGGCCUGCUGAUCUCUCUGCUGACCAGAUGCACCAAGAACAUCCAGAUCAUCGAGCCGGGCUUCAUCUUCGUCUUGGGAUACCUCUCCUACCUGACAGCCGAGAUGCUCUCCCUGUCUGCCAUCCUUUCGAUUGUCUUCUGCGGCAUGUGCUGCCAGAAGUACAUCAAUGCGAACAUGGACGAGAAGUCUGUCACCACCGUCAGAUACGCCAUGAAGGUUUUUGCUAAUGGCUCAGAAACCAUCAUCUUUGUCUUCCUCGGCAUCUCGGCCAUUGAUAAGGCAUUAUGGGUGUGGAACACAGGCUUCAUCCUCCUCACCCUCCUCUUCAUCUUCGUGUACAGAUUCAUAGGUGUGUUUUUCCUGACCUGGAUCCUGAACAAAUUCAGGCUGGUCCCCUUGGAGAUCAUCGAUCAGGUGAUUAUGAGCUACGGUGGCCUGCGAGGGGCUGUUGCGUACGGCCUGGCAAUGAUGCUUGAUGAGAGCAAGAUAAAGGAGAAGAAUUUGAUGGUCUGCACGACGCUUAUCGUGGUGUACUUCACUGUCAUCAUUCAGGGAAUAACGAUGAAACCUCUGGUAACCUGGCUGAAAGUGAAGAGAGCUGGAAUAUCCGAGCUCACACUGAUAGAAAAAGUACAGAAUAAGGUCUUUGACCACAUGCUCGUUGCCAUAGAAGACAUAUCUGGACAAAUAGGACACAACUACAUGAGGGACAAGUGGAAGAACUUUGAGGAGAAGUGGAUGUCCGGGCUUUUGAUGAAACCAUCAGCGAGGAAGAAUCGUGACUACCUCUUCAAUGUCUUCCACCAGCUCAAUCUCAAAGAUGCUGUGAGCUACGUGACUGAGGGUGAACGCAGAGGCUCCCUGGAAUUCAUCCGCAAUGAAACAGCAUUCGUCGACUUCAAGAAGAAGUUUGGUGACGACUUCUCAGAGGUCAUGCCUGACGUCACGGCCGACACAUCCGGCGAUCACGUGCCAGUCUCCUCCAUCCUAAGAGACAAUGUACCAUCAGUGAGCUUGGAAAUGCACGAGCUAGACAUGAAGGGUAUGAGGGAAACAGAGGACGUCAACUCUCACCACCUGCUGCAGCAGCACCUCUACAAGGGCAGGAAACAGCACAGGCACAGGUACAGCAGAAGCCACUUUGAAGUCAACAAAGACGAAAAUGAGGUGCAGGAGAUCUUCCAGAGGACCAUGAGGAACCGUUUGGAGUCCUUCAAGUCUGCAAAGAUGGGUAUUGCACCGCCAAAGACGAUAAGCAAACACCAAAAGAAGGACCAGCAACAAAAGAUGCCAAAUGGAAAAUCGAUGGACAAAAGUAAAAGCCACCCGUUUGGUGAUGAAGAUUUUGAGUUCUCAGAGGGAGACAGCGCCUCUGGUGGCGAGGCGUCCGGUGGGUCAUACCCCAUGAGGGUCACCUACAGAGCAGGAGCUGGCAUCGAGAACCCAGCCUUCAUGCCAGAUUUGGACCCCAUGGCGCCCAUGCAGAUCCCACCCUGGCUGGCCGAGGCGGCGGUGGACAGCGACACGGUGGCCCCGUCCCAGAGGGCCCAGCUCAGUCUGCCCUGGACGCCCAGCAACCUGCGCCGCCUGGCUCCUCUUCGCAUCAGCACCCACUCCACAGACUCCUUCGUGAUGGCCGACUCCCCCGCCAUACAGGAGGGAAGUGACAGACGGCCUCCGCCACCGCCUCCGCCUCAGGGAGGAGGCUCCCACAUGUAGCACCCACCCACCCUGCCCUCCAAAACACCCACGGACCAAACACACCCACCGCCUUCGACUCCUCACCCGGCUGCCAAAGACGCAGGACUCGAGCUCAGACUUUGAACCGCCUCAGAAUAUUUACCAGGCGCUGUUUUCUUUUCCAUUCCAUAGUUUAAUCAUAGUCCUGCAUUUCGUCACAAAACAUUCACAAACCCCAUGACCUUUGCACUCCGGUAGCUGUGGCGUCACCCUCGGGUGAGCACAAGGACGAGA
This is a messenger RNA of Myripristis murdjan (pinecone soldierfish), 3232 nucleotides long. Its product is annotated as sodium/hydrogen exchanger 3. The record is from RefSeq and is a predicted model, not a curated record. The coding region runs from base 293 to 2977 and encodes 894 amino acids. Gene Ontology annotation, molecular function: sodium:proton antiporter activity; potassium:proton antiporter activity. Lineage: Eukaryota; Metazoa; Chordata; Actinopteri; Holocentriformes; Holocentridae. Gene Ontology annotation, cellular component: apical plasma membrane; brush border membrane; plasma membrane. Gene Ontology annotation, biological process: regulation of intracellular pH; proton transmembrane transport; sodium ion import across plasma membrane. The transcript is spliced from 16 exons.